Molecule: messenger RNA, 1674 nt
Organism: Sclerotinia sclerotiorum 1980 UF-70
Lineage: Eukaryota; Fungi; Ascomycota; Leotiomycetes; Helotiales; Sclerotiniaceae
Exons: 2
Coding region: 1-1674 (557 amino acids)
Biological process (GO): prenylated protein catabolic process; prenylcysteine catabolic process
Molecular function (GO): prenylcysteine oxidase activity
Source: RefSeq, a predicted model, not a curated record
AUGAACAAACCUGCAUCUCCACCUCCAUCAUAUACUUCCGAAAGUCUUCCAAGCUACUCGGAAAUCUCACCUCUAAUCCCAAGAUCUCGCCAAUACUCCCUAUCAGAUUCCCAAUAUACAACGAACCAAAAGAAAAACAUUGGCCAAAUUCUACUUUCCUACAUUUCCGGCGCAAUAAUUCUCAUCUUCUUCGUUAUUGGCUUUUAUAAUGUUAUUUUGCGGGGUAUACUUGUCGAUGGAGAUGAUCCGGAGAUCCAAGUCGUGAAUUUCAAAGUUGGAAUUAUUGGUGCUGGACCGGCGGGUAUUGCUGCUGCUCAGGGUGUUAGAGAUGUGGUUUCUGCUUUGGGGAGAAAAUUCAAGGAUGGGAAUGUGGAUGUUCAAGUUGAGGUUAUCAUUUUUGAGGAGAAGAGUAGAAUUGGGGGGAGAAUGGUGGUUGAUGGGACGGAUGGUAUGGAUAUUGAGGUGGAAGAUAUAGCUAGCGGGGCAUUUCAUGCGGAUCUAUUCAAUAUUAUCGGUGGAAUGACUGAUCUUGAGAAGAAAGAGGAUUUGAUUGUUGAGAGCGAAGAUGUUGGAAUGGGGAAGGUUGGACAUUUCGAUACAAAUCAUAUCAUCACCGAAACAUAUCGACCUUAUGCUACUACUCCCUGGAGUCACUAUCUUUCUCUCCUUUGGAAAUAUGGCUCUUCCGUUUGGCGUGCUCCUAAGAUUCCAAUCGGCACCAUGAAAUCCUUUAACACUUUCCUUCGCACUAUGAAUAACGAACACAUUUCGAUAUCCUCGGUUAGGGAAAUAAUUUCCAAAAUGUCACAGCAGCAUACAUACCUAUCUUUCAGUAUUCCUGCGACCGAACGACUGAAAAAGAAUGGAAUUGGAAAUAACUACAUAAGAGAUAUAUUAGCACCACAAGUUCGACGACAUACCGGACAAUCAAUUGAACAAUUAAGUGAUUUAGCACUUAGUAUGGCUCUUGAACGAGAAGAGAUGGGUUCUCACAAAGCCGUGAAUAAUGGAAUCUUUCAAAUGAUGAUGGAAAAGUCUUUAAGAAAUAGCAAAGCGACCGUACGCCUUGGAGCAAAGGUCAAACAAGCUAGAUGGGAGGAAGUCACGGAAGAUUAUGAGGCAUGGUUAUUGGAAUUGGAAAACGCUACAAAUAAAGAUGAACCUCCUACUAUCGAAACUCUGGAUAAACUAAUCAUCGCCACGCCAUUGAACUACACGGAACUUUUAGGGCAAUCAAAGGAUCACGAUUCGAUCUUCAAUGUUGAUAUUACUCAAGAUAUUGAAUAUCAACCAGUAUACAUCACAUUCUUCACAACCUCUUCACUCCUUACAUCUACCUCUCUAAAAGAGAAAUCAUCUUCUCCGUUACCCUCUCAACUCCUCCCUAUAAUCGACAAUACUCAACCCCUAACUUCCCCCCACAACACCAUCAUCGAACUCACGUUCCUGCGACCCCUCAACCCCUCUUCAUCUCCUCAUGAUCAAAAUCAACCCCCAACCUCCCUUCCCCCAAAAUACCUCUACAAACUCCUCACUUCUACCCCCCCUAACCCUCACAUCUUUAAUAACUACCCUUGCAAUCCCGGAAAAUAUUAUAGAGAGGGAUUCUUGGAUUCAAUGGGAAAUUUCAUAUGCGUAUCCGCGGAUGUGGCCUUGGUUUGUGGGGGAUGGUAA